Messenger RNA from Pseudoliparis swirei, 824 nucleotides. RefSeq names its product alpha-elapitoxin-As2a-like. The coding region runs from base 61 to 462 and encodes 133 amino acids. NCBI's taxonomy places the organism in Eukaryota, Metazoa, Chordata, Actinopteri, Perciformes, Liparidae. The record is from RefSeq and is a predicted model, not a curated record. The transcript is spliced from 3 exons.
ACAAACCACAUCCGAGAAGGAUUUCUUUUUGACAGCAGGAACCAACACCAACACACCAAGAUGGGAAAAACCGUAUUUGUGAUCAUUGCAGUUCUUGCAUCUUUCAUGCUGGCGGAUUCCCUGAUCUGCAACAAGUGCAAGUACGGCAUGCUGGGCUACUGCCUUUCCACCACUCAGCUGACUUGCAAGAACACCUCAUACGUCUGCUUUACUGGAAAAGCAUCUUUCACAACAUAUAGCUCUGCGAGCUUCAACACUCAGGGUUGCAUGAAGCCUGCCGGCUGUAACGAGACCACCUCGGGCAGCCUGGUGGGCCUCGAGUACACCACCACGCUCGCAUGUUGCUCAACAGACAAAUGCAACCCCCUCAAGAUCAGCAGCGGCGCCUCAUCCGCCAAGAUGUCCCUCACCGCCGCCAUCGGUGUCGCCGUCCUGGCCUCCAUGUGCGGAAGCUUUCUGUAACAUGUUGAAUGCUUGACCAGCAAAAAAAGAAGUUAAUUUUUUCUUUCAUACUGUAAAUUCAAAUAACUCACGAGUGUAUACAUAUGACUAUCCACAUGCUCUUGUGACACUCUUCCUUUGUCAUAUAUAUCAGGUCUUGUCAUGGCAAGGAUUAGUUUUUAUAAUCACGAGUAAAACCCCAACCUAUGGUCCGCGUCAUGGAAGUUGAUCAAUGGAAUGUUUCAGGGAAACAUUGAGCUCUUAAAUCUUCCAGGCUGUUUUGGUAUGUUUAAAAAAAACCUCUUGUAUUUAUCCUGAUUAACUUCUUUGUGUACCUCUGGACAGCACAGUAAUGUGAAAAUAAAGAACAUCUUUCAAAAUGA